Manis javanica (Malayan pangolin) is the source of this 4196-nucleotide messenger RNA. RefSeq names its product signal regulatory protein beta 2 (gene SIRPB2). NCBI's taxonomy places the organism in Eukaryota, Metazoa, Chordata, Mammalia, Pholidota, Manidae. The record is from RefSeq and is a predicted model, not a curated record.
GACACGGAAGCCGGAAACCCCUCCAACAGGCUCCUUCCUCUUUGCACCAGCUGUUAUCUUGCUGUUGUGAAAACACUUCCUUAAGUAGCCUUGCCCACGAGAUGCAGAAAAGGCCUUGCUCACUGGCCCUAACGUAGGCUCCAACAUCCACCAGAGAGAAUAGUGGCCAGUCUUGGGGACCACCGUGGGCAUGUGUCCCCUGGAGAUGCCCACCCCUCCCUACCUGACCCAGUCACCUCUCUGCUCCUGGCUGUUGGCACUGUUCCUUGUCCUCUCAGGAGCCUCUGAGCAGAGCAGUGGGAGUGAAUGGCAGGUGCUGCAGCCCGAGGGCCCCAUGCUGGUGGCAGAAGGUGAGACACUCCUCCUGAGGUGUACUGUAGAUGGCUCCUGCAUUGGUGACAUGAUAAAAUGGGUCAAGGUGAGCAAUCAGGACCAGCAGGAAAUUUAUAACUUCAAACAUGGCUUCUUCUCCGGGGUGACACCAGCGAUCCAGCAGAUGGAGCCACUUAACUGCGAUUAUUCCAUCUAUAUCCACAAUGUCACCAGGGAGCAUGCUGGAACAUACCACUGUGUGGGCUUCAAUGGCUUGAGUGAGAAUUCAAAGAAGAAUCUGGAUGAGGGCACCUCAGUGCUUGUGAAAAGAGCUGGGGACCCAGACCUCUGGAUCACCCAGCCCCAGGAGCUGGUGUCGGCAGCCACUGGGGACACUGUACUCUUGAACUGCACAGUGCUUGGAGAUGGUCCCCCUGGACCCAUCAGGUGGUUUCGGGGGGCUGGUCUGAACCGGGAGGCAAUUUACAACUUUGGAGGCAUCUCCCGCCCCAACGUGAUGGCAGUCCAGGCCUCCAGCAGUGACUUCAGCAUUCUCCUGCAAGGUGUCACCACUGAGCAUGUGGGCACCUACUACUGUGUGAAGUUUCAGAGGAAAUUCAACAGGCAGUACCUGUCUGGACAGGGCACCAGGCUGAGAAUGAAAGCAAAGCCUAGUUCUCCCCAAGAGGCAAAACUCGCCAGUGAACGUGUAACCAAGAUAUUUCCAUCAGGCCUCCUGUCUGUGCUCACACAUGUUGUCCUGGGGCUGAAAGCAGUGACCUUGGCUGUACUCCUGCUGGCCCUGGCUGCCUGCUGGAGGAGCCGUUGGCAAGAAGACAUCAAGACCUCAGGCCCAGCAGUGCUGUGCUCUCCCUAGCAAGGCGCAUGGGGCCUGGAUCAGGGGUCAGCCCUAGAGUGGAUCCUCUGAGUCAGAAAGGGGCAUGGGCUCUACAAUCAUUUCCCUGCCUGCACUCCCAGCUUCCAGAUUUCCCCAGGCCUCACAACAAACUCUUAGAUCCCUGUGCCUGGUUUUUGGUUCACCUGGUAAAAUUCCACACUUGGCACUGAGCUCCCCCUGAUGUGCUGUCCUCUCUCUUCACAGACUAGUCAAGCAUUCCUUGUCCUUUCCUGGGUGUCUCCUCAAGGCCCUUGCUCCUGAUGUGGCCCUUUCUGGAAGGCCCACACUUUUCCUAUCCACUCCACAUUUUCUUGUCCUUCAAGGUCCACCUCAGAAGGGUUCCCUAAAUGUGUCUGAGCUCCACCCCCAACACCAUCUGUACCGCUCCACUUACAUCCUCUGUCCUUCUUUCUUGCCUUCUUCCCUUCCACACUGUGGCUGACUUGCUUGGCUGUAAUAGAAUGUGUUGACAACUUUAACAAAACUCUUAAAUAACAGUGGCUUAAACCAGAAGCUUUAUUUCUCUAAUAAUACCCCAGCAUAAGCAGGCCAGGCAAUAUGGGGACUCCCUGAUAUUGAGACCCAAAAUUCCUUAAUUUUUUUGCUACCAGGUCCAUGUCCUGGCAGCAAAACUCAAGUAGUGAAUGGGAGCAAGACCCUUCAGGGACGCUAGGAAUUUGCCCACAUCACCUCUAAUUGGCUAGAAUGUAGUCACAUGUUCACACCCAGCUGCAAGGAAGGCUGGGAAAUGUAGUCUAUUCGGGCAGCAACAUGCUCAGCUGAAAUUUUUCACUACUAAAUUAGAGGGUAAAUAUCAGUAGAUGACCAGUAAUUUCCACCGCAGUGGCAUGGAGGCAGCCUCUUACUUGUUCUGUGUGACACCUGAGUUCAAUUCCAAGCUGAAACAGCACCUGUCUGUACCACCAUCUCCAACAGGACCGCACAAUGGAGAGCUGUAGUUCUCAAGAAGAGGAGGUUCCCCCCACUAGGAGACACUUCCCAAUGCCUAAACACCUUUUGGUAAUCACAUCUCAGGUGGUGCUAGUGCCAUCUAGUGGGUAAAGGUUAAGGAUGCUGCUAAACAUCCUAGAAUACGCAGGGCAGUCAUUGACAACACAGUUGUCUGGCCCAAACUAUCAGUAGGGCGGAAGUUGAGAAGCCCUAAUAUAGGGGAAAGCGUGCAUUCCCUAGGGAUAGUCACGUCUGACUUCUAAUCCUGAAGCCCCCCACUUCCUCCCUGUGCACCCUUGGCAACUAAUCAGUCACUUCACCUCUCAGACCAUCAAGGACAAUAACAAGAACUGCUCUGUGUGUACCAUGAACAUUCAGUACCUGUGAGCUCCCUUUUCUCUUUGCACAUGACCAUUUAUUAGAACCUACUAUGUGGGGAAGUAUAUUAGUCUGGAAGUAUUUCAUUAUAACAGAAAAACAGCUUGAACAAACCAAAGUCAAAGAGGACAUUAAUUUAAUCUGAGAAUUGAAUAAAUCAUUGAGUUACCAGACACCAAAAGGGUUGAAUACCCUCCCCAGGAUAUCCACAUCCUAAUUCCUGGAACCUGGGAACUUUCCCUUAUACAGCAAAAAAAGGUCUUGGCAGAUGUGAUUAAGGGUCUUGAGAAGGGGGGAUUAUCCUGGAUUAUCCAGGUGGGGCCCAAAUGUGAUCACACAUGUCCUGAUGAGAGAGAGAAAGAGAAAGAUGUGAUACAGAAGAGGAGAAAGGAAUGUGGCCACAGAGGCAGAGAUGGGAGUGACACAGCCACAAGAUAAAGAAAGCAGGCAACCAGCAGAAGCUGAAGCAGCAAGGACCACCUCCUCCCAGUGUCUACCAAGGGAGCAUGGCACACCGACAGCUUGAUUUCAGCCUGGCGAUACUGAUUGCAGACUUCUGGCCUCCAGAACUAUGACAGAAAAUGUCUGUUGUUUUACACCACCAGGUUUGUGGUAAUUUGUAACAGCAGCCACAGAGACUAAGAGCAGGGAAGCAUGGAACCAGGCCUCAGGAAGACAUGGAGAUGGUCCCCUUCUCUGUGCCUGAAAGCCUCCUCACCCUGCAGGGCCCUGCGUGAUCUGGUCCCUGCAAACCACGCCCCACCUCCAGCCCCCAUCUCUUCUCCCACCACCACCCCUUAAACUGAUUCUCAUCUGGCACCCACGUGGUCUUGGCUUAGUUUCAAGUCCCUGCUUCAUUGUUUCCUUCAAGAGCCCUCCCUAGACCACUCCAUCCACCAUGACGUCUCCAUCCCAGGAUUUUGAGGCCUCUACUCCAAGGGCACCUUUUCAGACACAAUCCUUUUUGGUCCUCUCAGCUCCACACAAAGAAAUUGACCAGCACAGUCCUGUAGGCCAAGGAUAGACAGGGUGUGUGGUGGCUAGGAACACAGAUUGGAGGUAACAUGCUGGGUUCAAAUUCAUUUAGGAGUCCUAGGUUCCCUAUUUGUAAAAUAGAAAUGAUAAGAAUAGAACUCACUUCAGAAGGUUGUCAUGAGAAUGAAUGAGUUAGUGCACUGAAACCUCCUAAAAGAGUGUCCGAGACAUAGUAAGUGCUCAAUAAACAUUAACUGCCAGGUGGGGUUAUAAGGGAAGGAUGCUAAGGCCGCUGGAAAAGAGGCCGGGGAUCCCUGGCCUAAGAAAGGGCUUUCCCCACUGGCACAAAAGUGAGGGGGCAGUGUGGCUGGAGCUGAGGAAACAAAUGGGAAGCCUAGGAGAUGAGAUGGAGGGGCAAACCCGUUUCCCUUGGGUCUUGCAGGCCAUGUGACUGUGUGAGAUGGGGAGCCACGGAAGUGUUGGGAGCGGAGGAGUGACCUGUUGUUUGAGGUCUGUGGCUGUUUUUCCCUAGAAUGUAAGCAACAAGAGGGCAGGGACUUUGUUUCAGUGACUGCCCAUUCCUCCCCGAGCCCUGUAAAAGCACCAGGCUCUUGAUUGCACACAGUAAAUAUUUAAGCAAAUGAGUGAACGAAUAAAUUAGCGAAAUAAGGGGAUGCGUCAA